GUGAAGAUGAUGUGCGAAGUGAUGCCCACGAUCAGCGAGGACACGGCGAUGAGCCAGCGUGGCUCCCAGAGCAGCGCCUCCGACCCUGACUCGCAUUUUGAGCAGUUGAUGGUGAACAUGCUUGAUGAGAGAGACCGUCUGUUAGACACCCUGAGAGAGACACAAGAAAGCCUGGCCCUCGCCCAGGAGCACCUGCAGGACGUCAUCUAUGACCGGGACUCACUGCAGCGUCAGCUCAGCUCCGCACUGCCACAGGAGUUUGCCACCCUGACAAAAGAGUUGAACGCCUGCAGGGAACAGCUGCUGGAGAAAGAAGAGGAGAUUUCAGAGCUGAAGGCCGAGAGGAACAACACCAGACUGCUUUUGGAGCAUUUGGAGUGUUUGGUUUCGAGGCACGAACGUUCCCUACGUAUGACGGUGGUGAAACGACAGGCCCAGUCUCCUUCUGGGGUCUCCAGUGAGGUGGAGGUCCUCAAAGCUCUUAAGUCCCUCUUUGAGCACCACAAAGCAUUGGAUGAGAAGGUACGAGAGAGAUUGCGGGUGUCACUAGAGAGGGUCUCUGCCUUGGAAGAGGAGUUGUCCGCAGCCAAUCAGGAGAUUGUGGCCUUAAGAGAGCAGAAUGCCCAUAUUCAGAGGAAGGUGGCGUCAGGAGAAGGGGCUGAGGACUUGUUGGAGGGAACUGAUACCCAGAAAGUUCAUGGCAAGCGGUUGUCUAACGGGUCGAUGGAGUCGGGGGAUGAGGCCAGUCAGGUGGUGGAGCUGCAGGAGCUGCUGGAGAAGCAGAACUACGAGCUGGCGCAGAUGAAGGAGCGCAUGUCCUCGCUGUCUUCCCGCGUGUCCGAGGUGGAGCAGGAGCUGGAGACGGCUCGCAAAGACCUCAUCAAGAGCGAAGACAUGAACAACAAGUGCCAGAGAGAUAUUAAAGAGGCUAUGUGUCAGAAAGAAGACAUGGAGGAACGGAUCGUGACUCUUGAGAAGCGCUAUCUCAGUGCUCAGAGAGAGUCCACGUCACUACAUGACAUCACAGACAAGCUGGAAAACGAACUGGCCAAUAAGGAGGCGUUCCUAAGACAGAUGGAGGAGAAGAACAGGCAGUUACAGGAGAGGCUGGAGUUGGCGGAACAGAAGCUCCAGCAGACCAUGAGGAAAGCUGAGACUCUGCCUGAAGUUGAGGCUGAGCUAGCACAGAGGAUAGCAGCUCUCACCAAGUCUGAUAAGGAACCUAAACUCCAGGACAUGAACUGCAGUCUUAGGAAGGCAGAGGAGAGACACGGCAGUAUCGAGGAGCGUAUGAGACAUUUAGAGGGACAGCUGGAGGAGAAGAACCAGGAACUGCUCAGGGCUCGACAAAGAGAGAAGAUGAACGAAGAACACAACAAGCGUCUGUCAAACACUGUGGACAGACUCUUGACAGAGUCGAAUGAACGUUUACAGCUUCAUCUGAAGGAGAGAAUGGCCGCUCUUGAGGAUAAGAAUGUGUUAAUUCAAGACUCCGAGAACUACAGGAAGCAGUUAGAAGACUCAAUUCAAGAAAAGUCUCAUCUCGCGGAGGAGAUUGAGAAACUGAGAUCUGAACUGGAUCAGUACCGAUUGAGGGCCGGAUCCCUUACAGAGCCCACGCUGUCACGGUCUCAUCUGGAUGCAUCUGGAGAUUUGCUUUUCUCUCUGGGUUCUCUUGCUGAGACGCAAUCGGACCAUUAUCGCUCCACUAAGGUGAUCCGCAGGCCCAGGAGAGGGCGCAUGGGGCUACGUAGGGACGAACAGAAGGCUCUGAGUGAGCAUGAAUGGUGCUCUCAGCAAAUUGGUGUUCUCACUGGUCAUCCAUACGAGAGUGACACAGAGAUGUCGGAUAUUGAUGAUGAUGACAGAGAGACCCUUUUCAGCUCGAUGGAUCUUUUGUCUCCUGGAGGACAUUCAGAUGCUCAGACUCUGGCAAUGAUGCUGCAAGAACAACUGGAUGCCAUUAAUAAAGAGAUCCGGCUCAUUCAAGAAGAGAAGGAGACAACAGAACUGAGGGCAGAGGAAAUCGAGAACCGCGUGGCUAGCGUGAGCCUGGAGGGGCUGAACCUGGCGCGAGUGCACCAUCCUGGAGCCUCCAUCACUGCCUCAGCCACCGCUUCCUCCCUCGCGUCAUCCUCCCCUCCCAGCGGACACUCCACCCCCAAACUCACCCCGCGCAGCCCUGCCCAUGACAUGGAGCGCAUGGGGGUCAUGACACUGCCCAGUGACUUGAGGAAACACAGGAGAAAGAUCGCAGCGGUGGACGAGGAUGGUCGAGAGGACAAGGCCACCAUCAAAUGCGAGACCUCACCACCUCCCACACCUCGCCAAGUCCGCAUGACCCACACGCUACCUGCCUCUUCGCACAAUGACGCACGCCUGACGGCUACAUUAGAGACAGAGGCCAGCGCUCUGAGCAGUGUAGCCAGCAGUCAGGACUCCCUCCACAAACAGCCAAAGAAGAAGGGCAUCAAGUCCUCCAUUGGACGACUGUUUGGGAAGAAAGAGAAGGCCAGACUGGGGCAGCUGAGGAAAGAGAUGAUGGGACCAGGACUAGUAGGGAAUGUAUCCGACCCUGAGCUUCUGGCUCAAGAUAUUGCAGUGGGAAAACUGGGAACACAAGCAGAGAAAGAUCGCAGGCUUAAAAAGAAACACGAGUUACUGGAAGAAGCCAGAAGAAAAGGGUUACCUUUUGCUCAAUGGGACGGUCCUACUGUUGUCGCAUGGUUGGAGCUGUGGCUUGGGAUGCCAGCAUGGUACGUUGCAGCUUGUCGUGCCAACGUAAAAAGCGGCGCUAUCAUGUCGGCCCUGUCGGACACCGAGAUCCAGAGAGAGAUAGGGAUCAGCAACCCUCUGCACCGCCUCAAACUGCGCCUGGCCAUCCAGGAGAUGGUCUCGCUCACCAGCCCUUCAGCUCCCCCUACAUCUAGAACCCCGUCAGGUAAUGUGUGGGUCACCCACGAAGAAAUGGAGACACUUGCCGCCCCCUCCAAAACGAAGUCAGAGUCAGAGGAGGGGAGCUGGUCACAGACGCUGGCAUAUGGGGACAUGAACCACGAGUGGAUUGGGAACGAGUGGCUGCCCAGUUUAGGUCUACCUCAGUACCGCAGCUACUUCAUGGAGUGUUUGGUGGAUGCGCGCAUGCUGGACCAUCUCACCAAGAAGGACCUCCGAGUGCAUUUAAAAAUGGUGGACAGCUUUCACAGAACCAGUCUGCAGUACGGCAUCAUGUGCCUGAAGAAGCUCAACUACGACAGGAAGGAGCUGGAGAGACGCAGAGAGAGCAGCCAGCAGGAGAUAAGAGACGUGCUGGUGUGGAGUAAUGAGCGCGUGACCCGCUGGGUCCAGAGCAUCGGUCUCCGUGACUACACCAACAUCCUGCUAGAGAGCGGUGUGCACGGGGCGCUCAUAGCACUCGACGACAACUUUGAUUACAGCAGCCUGGCCCUGCUGCUACAGAUCCCCAACCAAAACACUCAGGCUAGACAAAUUCUGGAGAGAGAGUACAACAAUCUGCUGGCACUGGGAACCGAGAGACAGUUAGAUGAGUGCGACGAGAAAGACUUCCGAGGACCGUCAUGGAGGAGGCAGUUUCCUCGGCGGGACAUCCACGGGAUCAGCAUGAUGCCCGGCUCAGCAGAGACCCUGCCCGCUGGCUUUCGCCUCACUGCCACCUCCGCACACUCACGCAGACUGCCACCAGAGGUUGGCCCAUUGGCAAUACAGCGUCUGGACAGCUCCACUGUGAGGACCUACUCUUGCUGAGAGAACAUGAAUACUAUUAAGCUUCAUACCUUCAAGUUGGCCUAAACAAACAAUUCUGAUGAGUCACACUGCCAAGAGAACGACAGAAGCCUGUGGAGGACUGUGAGGAG
Messenger RNA from Carassius carassius (crucian carp), 3875 nucleotides. Its product is annotated as liprin-alpha-2-like. Gene Ontology annotation, biological process: synapse organization. Gene Ontology annotation, cellular component: presynaptic active zone. NCBI's taxonomy places the organism in Eukaryota, Metazoa, Chordata, Actinopteri, Cypriniformes, Cyprinidae. The transcript has 31 exons. The record is from RefSeq and is a predicted model, not a curated record. Gene Ontology annotation, molecular function: protein binding. The coding region runs from base 7 to 3765 and encodes 1252 amino acids.